This is a messenger RNA of Striga hermonthica, 903 nucleotides long. Lineage: Eukaryota; Viridiplantae; Streptophyta; Magnoliopsida; Lamiales; Orobanchaceae. The record is from the annotation of a GenBank genome assembly.
AUGCCGACCUUGCCACCGCCCCAGCCACCAGCUCCCUCGACGCCGCCGCACCACCACCAGAAAAGGACGACGUCACUCCCCGACGCCAUCUUCACCGCCUUCUCCUUCCUCGUCCUCUUCUCCACCUCCCACAGACCCACCUCCAUCUUCUCUCUCCCCACCACCACCAAACUCCAAUUCCCUCCGAAUACCCGCAAAUUCCCCAAAAUGUCCUUCCCCUUCACGUCUCCCCGAAACCCUAGAAAACCCGCCCGCCCCACCCUGCCUCCGCCGUUCGCCACGCCGCAGUCCCUCUCCGAUUGGCUCGCUCCGCGCCUGGCCGCCGAUUCCUUCGGCUCGUGGGGCGUCAAGCCCGGCACCAAGAACGUCCACAACCUGUGGCUCGAGCUCGCCGAAGGCGAAACCGUCCUGUCCGAUUCCCUCCCUCCGGUCAGGACAGUCGAGGUCGUCAUCGUGCGAAUAACCCGAGACGGCGGUCGAAAGUUACUCAUAGAAUCUCAUCAGGAGCUAUCGAACGGCAUCGUCAGACACCGUUCCCGCCCUUUGUCCGAAAAGAUGAAGCCCGGCGAGUCGGUCGAGGCUGCCGUUUUUCGGGCAGUGAAAGAGGAAUUGGGCUCUUUAGUGAAGUUUGAAACUUUGGACUUUUCUGAUGGUGGGGUUGUGAAAAUCAUGCCGGAAUCGUAUGUGAAGAAGGUGGAGGAGAGGGUUUCGGCUUCAUAUCCUGGCUUGCCCGCUUGCUAUGUGUUGCACACGGUGGAGGCUGAGGUGGCGGGCUUGCCGGAAAACGAGUUUUCUACAGAGGAGGAAGAUGAGUAUGAGGUCUCGGAUGAAAGGAAUAUGGCAGAUUGUGCGGUCUCGUGUAGGAUGCAUUUUUGGAAGUGGGUUGAUUCUGAUUCUGUUUGA